AUGCGCCAUACUGCGUCGAGCGGGGGCUUCUACAGGUUUGCGGCCACCGCAUCCUCGCCAUUUCCGCAGUUGCCUGCUCGCUGGUUGCGGCAGCCGGACGCUUCGUCGUCUCCUUGGCCUCUGCAGCCGCACGACCAAAGACAGCAACAGACGGCCACAACGCGGUCACCAACACAAGCUUGUGACAGCACGUUAACGGCUGCUGUAGCGAGUCGCCAUGCCCGUCCGGCUCCGGCCUCGCCAUCACCUCGUGCAGACGGUGACAUUGCUGCAGCCGCUACCGGCACCGCCGGGUCUGGGCGAUCGUGUGCCUCACCGCCGCCUCGCCGGUCACACACAGCGACCGAGGAGCGCCUAUCAGCACUGUCUGCAGCUCUCCCGCGCCCUUUUUACUUUCAGCCGGUGCGUACAACAGAGUCGGUCUGCGUGGCUACGACGGCGUCCUCGUCGGAGUGGGUCCUGCUGAAUGUUGGCGGCCGGCUCAUCACAACGACCGUCGGCACACUCAUGGCGGAUCCUGACAGCGUGCUGGCGUCGCUGUGUGCGUGCCUUGUCCCCUCGCCAGGGCGGGGCGACAUCGUUGCCGGGAAGAAGAGCGGUGCACAUCGCAGCGCCCCAAUCACAACACAGGAGGCCUCGGGGCGCUGUGGUGCCGUCGCCCACGCGACGCCGCCUGGGGAGGAGGCGCCCGAGGGCGGAGUUCGGUGCGACCCGCUAGGGCGUGACAACCGCACUCACUCCGCCAACCUCGCCGACGGCCGCGACGCCGACGGCUUGCGCAACAGAGCAGCAGAGAGCGGUGGCGGCGACGCACAGACGCUGCCGACGGAGGCAGCGCCGGACGCGGAGGUGCCACCGGCCGCGGUGGAUGGACCGCAACAUGCGCCCCAGCACGACAAUGAUAGCGUGCAGCGGGACGGGGAUCGCUCCUCUCUGUUCUCUGAGCUUUACACAUGCCACCACCCAUUGCACCACUCUAUCGCCUCCGCUGCCCCGACCUCAGCAGCACCACCGCCGGCGCUGCAGCACGUGUCGCACCAGCAUUCUUUGCGCUCCGUGAUGCGGGAGUCGCUGCCUGACUACGUGGCAGCUCACACUCCGCCGGCAGUCAGCAUGCCAGUGGGUGCCAGCGUUGGCGAGGGCGGUGACGGCGAGGCGGUAAGCCCGCAGCAGACAGCCUCUGCCAUACCCCUUGACACAGACGGCGCCAACGCCAUCUUGCUUGACCUGGACGCGGACUACUUCCUGCCGAUCUUGAACUACCUGCGUCACGGUGCUGCCAUGAUCCCACACUACCUCAGCAUGGCCGGGGUGCUGGCGAUGGCGGAGUACUUGAAUGUGAUGGGGCUAGUGCGGCUGCUGCGCGGUCCACCGAAGCCGCGGCGCGUGAUGUUGUUCAGCUGGGGCUCCGGCGGCAACGGGGAGCUGGGAACCCAUGCCACACGAGACGAGCCGACGCCGACCAUGGCGCAAGUGACGCCGUUCGGCGUGCGGGUGUGCGAGAUUGCGCUGGGGGCGAACUACAGCUGCGCUUUGAGCGACACUGGCAGCAUAUACACUUUUGGCAACGGAGAGUGGGGCCAGCUGGGUCUCGGCGGAAGCGGCUGUGUCGUGCGCGGUGGCAGCAACUCCACAGGUGGUGGCGGGGGCGGUGGCAACGGCACCGGCCAGGAUGGUGUCGACGUGCCGGUGGAGCUGCUUAUCCCGCGCCGGAUUCCGCUGUUUGAGCAGCUGCCGGCGGUGCACGUGGCGGCCGGGUACGCGUUUGCUAUGGCCAUUGUGGAGGGCCACCACGUCUACUUCUGGGGCAACAACAACCAUGGCCAGAGCGGCCGCGGACGCGCCCACUUCGACUUGCCGACGAAGAAGGUGGAUGCGCCAGUGCUGGUGGACACGCUGGAGGGCAAGCGCAUCAUCCAGCUGAGCUGCGGCAGCUUCUUCGCGCUGGCGCUAAGCGAUGAUGGCUUUCUGUACAGCUGGGGGCUGGUGGACUGCGUCGGCCUCGGCACGCCGGAGGAGGUGGAGCGUCGCUAUCGCGACGUCCUGGGCGAGUCCCUCAGCAACGAGCGCCGCGCUGUCGUGCUGACGCCGCAGCUGGUCACCGUUAAGGGCAGGCGGCGAGUCACUCCCGGCGGUGCGGCCGUGACUGCGCCGGAGCGCAUUGUGCGCAUCCGCGCCGGACAGUGGCACAGUGGCGCUAUCAAUGAACACGGAGAGCUCUUCACAUGGGGUGUGGGAUAUCAAGGCCGGCUCGGGCACGGCUCCAAAGCCCCAGCCUACGUGCCGACGCUGGUGCGCGGCGCGCUUGAGGGCCACCGGGUAGUGGAUGUGGCCUGUGGCUCUUUCCACACCGUCGCCCUCACUGCCGCGGGUGCCGUCUUCUGUUGGGGUGACAAUGCGAGUGGGCAGUGUGGCACCACAGCUGGCAGCCCCGACGCCUUCACCGCGCCGUAUCGGGUCGUGGGUCUCGAAUACGUGGCUGGCGGUGUGGCUCGCAGCAUCGCCUGCGGCCGGCAGCACACUGUCGUCGUGAUGGAGGGUCCGCAGCCGUGGUGCCCGCAGCCAUGUUGCCGCGCCGACGCUGCCGAGUCUGGGUACCACUCCCAUGCGCAGGUCUACUGCUUCGGCGAGGCAACCCGCACGGCAAACGCGACCGGCUCGACUGCCUCUGCUGUGGCCGCGGCUGCUGUGAGUGGUGCGACGCGUGGCACGGUUUCCUCCAGCCACAUCGGGGUGUCCGUGGCUGCCAUGAACGCAAGCACUCUGCCUACCUCUCCGGGCCACGGCCCGUAUAUGACGGGUGGUGCUGCCGGCGGCUACCAGCCUGCUCUCGCACCUGGCGGUGCUGCUGCUGCGUUCCCGACCCGCUCGCCGCUCCCGUGCAUGGGAGGCCAUCAUCACCCACACUAUCAGCUCGUGCCCGGUCUGCAAAAUGUUGAUGUGCAAGGGGUCGUCAGCGGGCUGCACCACACCUUCGCCUACGUCGAAGAGCUCUGUGGCGAUGCACUGCGAGUCGCUGGCGGAUUCGGCGAAACGUUGCCUACUGCGACACGCGGCUGGGAGCACCGGCCGAGCUACGCCCCUUACCCACCUCCGCUGCUGCCACCCCAAGCGGCAGCGGAGAGCCACGUGAGCCACUCGGCAUUCACGUGGGGACCAAGAGGCUGCAGCAGCGGGGGCACUACUAUCAGCUGGGUCAGAUCAUUUGUGCCCCCAACACCGGCAUCGCAGCGGCCACCCUCCGCGUAUCGUGACCCGUGGGCGGAUGCCCCGGUCGAGAGCAGCACGGACAGCGUCGGCGGCCGCAUCGUGCCACUCACCAGGACUCGCACACUGCACCCGACGUCCUGGAGCAGCGACGGUGCACCGACGCCUUUCACAGGUGCUGCUUCCUCGCAGCAGCACCAUUCGCUUGGCGAGCCCCCCUAA
Molecule: messenger RNA, 3429 nt
Organism: Leishmania major strain Friedlin
Lineage: Eukaryota; Euglenozoa; Kinetoplastea; Trypanosomatida; Trypanosomatidae
Exons: 1
Coding region: 1-3429 (1142 amino acids)
Source: RefSeq, a predicted model, not a curated record